AUGGAAACAAACUUGCGGGCAGCAGGACGGAGCUACGGGCUGGUGGAUGGAUUGGGGGUGCAUAUGGAAACUACAGUGUGCAGACCCGUCCUGUCUCCAACCCACAUCAAUGCAACAGCUUCUGAAACGUUCACAGUACUUCAGCAGAAGAUGAGAAUAGUUGAGGAACAGACCAGCUCUCUGAGAGAUGACCUUAUAAUGCUAGGAUAUGGUGACAGACGAGGUCAAUUAGAAACUUCAAACUAUUUAGAAGACCCUGCCAGCCAGAAAGCCAUUAGUCCUAUCCCAAAUGAAGUAAUUUGUCCAGAAAGCCCAGGUAUUUUAUGGAAGAACUAUGAAUUUCUGGUAAAUCGAAUGUGCUAUUUGGAGAACCUCAUCCAGUCCUUGAAGAUGAACAUCUUUCGCCUACAAACUGAAAAGGAAUUGAAUCCACAGAAAACAGCCUUUCUGAACGAUCAGCUGAAUAUAAUACAGGGGGAGCAUUCCAAGGACCUGAAGCUACUGCAACUUGAAGUGAUGAAUUUGCGCCAGCAAUUGAAAGUUGUCAAGGCAGAAGAAGACAGGGCUCAGGAUGAAGUGCAGAGAUUGACUGCCACUCUGGAAAUCGCCACAGAGACAAAGAAGAAUGCAGCGGUUAUUGAAGAGGAGCUAAAGACCACAAAGCGUAAAAUGAACCUUAAAAUUCAAGAGCUACGGCGACAACUGGAUCAGGAGAAGCAUGUCAGGGAAUCUCUUGAGAAAUCUGCAUCAUCCAUGCUCCUCAAAGUACAAGAGAUGGGGUCAGUGGUGGAGGCAGAACGGCAGCAGGUGCACACUUUGCAGCAGAAGUGUAUUGCCCUACACAGCUCUAUGAAAAUAACCCAAGAUCUGCUGGCUCAGGAGCAGCAGAAGAAUGAAGGCUUGGAGAUGACUGCCUCGAAGCUCAAGUCUGACCUAAAUUCCAGAGAUAACCUCAUUUGCAAGUUGGUUGAAGAAAAUAAGGGUACACAAAUGUCUCUCAAGAAGGAACUUGAAGAAAACACAUAUUUGAAAUCUGAAAUACUAUCCCUUCAAGAUGUAUCAGGAAAAGCACAGGUUUUAAAUGACCAACUUUCCAAAAAGUGUUCAGAGCUAACCAGCAUGCUUCAAGUUGUUAAAAUGGAAAAUUCCAGAAUUAUUGCUGAACAUCAUGCUAUUCUGAAGGUGGAGCAGAAAAUGAUAACAGAGACAUUUCAAGAGCAAAAUUUACUGUUGGACGCAGCCCAUGCCAGCAUCACAGGAGAGCUCCAAACGGUGCAGAAUGAUAAAGCGCAGCUCCAGACGCACCUAGACCAUUUAAUCUUUGAGCACAAUCAGUGUCUCCAGAAAGCACAGGAGGCUGAGAAGAGGACAAUGGUGCAAAAAGAACUUCUGGAAUCAACUAUUGCAAGACUACGAGGUGAAUUGGAAGCAUCCGUGCAGGAGAAGAAGUCUCUGCGGGAGAAAAAUGAAUGGUUUCAGAGGGAGAUUAAUAAAACAGAAAAAGAAGUAGCCAAAGAAAAAUGCAAUUUGGAAAAACAAUUAGCUGAAAGCAAGGAAGACAUUAAUAUGUUGAAUCAAAACCUGCAGACUUUAGUGGAAGAAAAUAAGCAUCUGACAGAUAAAAUGGCUUCCCUUGAACAUCACAAAGCUACUUCUGACUACCAAGGGUUUGCUCAGCAGAAAGUGGAAAAAGCCUUGGAAAAAAUUACUGAUAGUAAAAAUAAGCUCGCCUAUGAAAAGGGGAAACUCCAGAUAAAAGUUAAACAGCUAGAAGAACAGCUGCACUCAUUUACUGAAACCAGGUUGCAGAACGACCAUCUACACAAACUGAAUAAGACUUUAGAGGUCAAAUAUGCUCAGAUGAAAUCUAUUCUUGGGCAAAAUGAGGAAGAACUGGCCCAAGCGGUGAAGUGUCGAGAUGAUGCCCUGAAAGAGAGCCAGAAGUUGAAAGGGGACCUGGAGGUGUUGGAGGACAGGGAGAACAAGAAGGUGGGAAACUUUCAGAAACAAUUAGCAGAGGCUAAAGAAGACAACUGCAAAGUCACAAUCAUGCUGGAAAAUGUGCUGGCUUCUCACAGUAAGAUGCAGGGAGCCCUGGAGAAAGUCCAGCUAGAGCUCGGGCGGAGGGAUUCGGAGAUCGCAGGCCUCAGGAAGGAAAGGUCUCUAAAUCAACAAAGAGUGCAGAAGCUUGAAGCAGAAGUGGACCAGUGGCAGGCCCGGAUGCUGAUUGUGGAGGCCCAGCACAGCAGUGAGAUAGAGCCACUACAGAAGUCUCUAGAUAUAACUAGAGAAGACAACAGGAAACUGGCCAUGAGCCUAGAGCAAGCUCUCCAGACAAAUGGCCAUCUGCAGUCUAAGCUCGAUCACCUCCAAGAAAAACUGGAAAACAAAGAACGCGAGCGACAGAGCCUGGAGGCCUUCAAAGAGCAGGUUGCUGAGGAAGCCAAAGUAGAAGCAGAAUUGCACGCAGAGCGCAUUGAAGCACUGAGGAAGCAGUUUCAAACCGAGAGAGAGACUACCAAGAAAGCAUCACAGAGGGAACUUUCUGAGCUGAAGAAAGCUCUUGAUGAAGCCAACUUCAGAUCAGUGGAAGUGUCCCGGACAAACCGAGAGCUACGGCACAAAGCUACGGAGCUGGAAAAAGUGGUGAACAGUAACAAGGAAAAGCUCAAGAACCAGAGGGCCCAGAUAAAGCUGCACUUGUCGGCCAAGGCAAACAACGCGCAGAAUGUGGAGCGGAUGAAGCAAAUAGAAAUGGAAUUGAGGCAAAUGGAGAUAAUUAAGGAUCAAUAUCAGAAAAAGAACUAUGAACAGUCACUGAGCAUCCAGAGAUUUGUGUCUGAGAUGAAUACCCUGCAGAAGGAGAUGGAGCUGUUAGCUAAGAGCCAGUAUGAGACCUCAGCGAGAAAUAAACAGCAGGAGCUGAGACUAAUGGCUGAGCAAAAAAUAAGGCAGGAACUAGAAAAUCGAUGCAAGGAAUUGGAAGAAACUGUCAGACACCUGAAGAAGUGUAAAGAAGCAACUGAAAAUAAACUAAAAGAAGCCAGUGUGGAGUCAGAACAGAUAACAGCUAACCUGGAGGAAGCUCACCGCUGGUUUAAAUGCAGGUUCGAUGGAUUACAACUUGAGCUGACAAAGAACCGCUUGCAGAGGCUCCCCCGGGAGGACAGGUGGCUGGAAGAGAAUCAAGAUAUGAGGCGCAAUGUUGCAACCAGCCAAUCUGUUCUACAUCGAUGGGAAACUAAACAGAACCUUGGGCUUAUGCCCAAGAAGUACCAUUCUGACACAGAGAGGAAGAAGUGACGCUGACACAGGAGAGUCCUCCAGAGACGCUGUCCCUCUGUGAUUACGCUGGCCAGCAAGUGGGGCUGGCCUGUUUCUACAUUAUAAGAACAUGAUGUGUGCUGAAGGUUUUGGACUUUAUCCUUGGAGUUUAUGAACUCUUUUGUAUUACUGCAGAACCAACCCAUC
This is a messenger RNA of Apodemus sylvaticus (European woodmouse), 3471 nucleotides long. RefSeq names its product coiled-coil domain containing 150 (gene Ccdc150). The record is from RefSeq and is a predicted model, not a curated record. Lineage: Eukaryota; Metazoa; Chordata; Mammalia; Rodentia; Muridae. Bases 1 to 3303 code for a protein of 1100 amino acids. The transcript has 27 exons.